This is a messenger RNA of Manduca sexta (tobacco hornworm), 633 nucleotides long. RefSeq names its product V-type proton ATPase subunit e 2. Gene Ontology annotation, biological process: proton transmembrane transport. The record is from RefSeq and is a predicted model, not a curated record. Lineage: Eukaryota; Metazoa; Arthropoda; Insecta; Lepidoptera; Sphingidae. The transcript has 4 exons. Gene Ontology annotation, cellular component: proton-transporting V-type ATPase, V0 domain. Bases 180 to 524 code for a protein of 114 amino acids. Gene Ontology annotation, molecular function: proton-transporting ATPase activity, rotational mechanism.
ACGUCAACAGUGCAACUCAAUGGGUUUCAAAGUGCUUGAUCUUCAUUACAGAUUAUACUAGUGGACGUAUACUAAAUAAUAAAAUAUUCUGCAAAAAUAAUACACUCACAAAAGGAAUAGAAGCUAAGCUCAGACAACUCAAUAGCUUUAAGAAUAUUUCGUAUAACCGACGACUUAUUAUGUUUGGUGGUGACGAUGGUGUUUUUAGUUUUGCUGGUAGUGGUAGUGGAGACGGUGAUACCGACCCAGACUCGAUGCUGGAGACUUUUUAUACGCCUAUAUACGUCCUAACUGCAGUCUUCGGGGCCAUUUUCGUUAUCGGACCUAUAUUCGCACGGAAGGCAAAAAAUAAAGAUGUUGUCAUUACCAGUAUUAUGAUUGGAGCAUUUUCAAUGUGGUUAUUCUGGGUGACUGUGUACAUUGCGCAGAUGAAUCCGCUGAUGGGGCCUCGGCUUGCAAACACCACUCUGGCGUGGAUGGCAUACGCUUGGGGCAAUCCAGCAAAAGGCGAAGAUGGGUACUGAAUGAAGACAUUUAAACAUUGCUGAGGCGAUUUGAUUUGUACUCAUUAAUUUAGUAACGUGUGUAAUGGCGAUUUGAUUUCUAUUUUAUUAAUUAGUAGCGUAUUUAAUA